Molecule: messenger RNA, 2720 nt
Organism: Choloepus didactylus (southern two-toed sloth)
Lineage: Eukaryota; Metazoa; Chordata; Mammalia; Pilosa; Megalonychidae
Gene: CDPF1
Product: cysteine rich DPF motif domain containing 1
Exons: 5
Coding region: 934-1305 (123 amino acids)
Source: RefSeq, a predicted model, not a curated record
GAAAUUUUUAAGGAAAUGCUAUAUAUCCAUGGUGGCUAACAUAAGAGCAUAGAGCCCCUGGGAACCACCAAAACUAGGGGAGUUUACCCCCUCCCUCAGGCUCUUCUCCACAGACCUUUCCUGGGUGUCCCCCUCCCCAGUGGGGCAGACCUGGACGGGGAGAGCGGCUGAUUCUCCAACAGCAUCCUACCUGGAUCCUUCUCCUAUUUGGAACAAAAACCUUAAGCCACUGGGGGAAGGAGAGCAAACGCUGUCACCCUCCAAGCACAGGUGAAGACCCAUUGCACCAAGGGAUUGAGAAAAGGAAAAAAAACUCAUCCAUUCCUGGGAAGGGGCGGGAAGCUGACCUGGGGCCAGGUCAUUAGAGGUGUCGUGCAACCCAUCCCUGAGACCCAGGACCAGAGGGCCUGCCUGAGACCGAGGCUGAGUGGGGACAACAGAGGACCCAGCCCCACCAGGCAAGCAGUACUGAGUGACAAGGGCUGCAGGCUACCACUGGAGGUGGGACAGGAGUGUGUAGACGCCCUGUCUGAGGCACAGAGGCCCAAAGCUGAGGGUAGAGAAGAUAAGGCUGAAGGAGUCUUCACUAUAAGCACAAAGUAACACUAGAAAAAUGUGAACUCAGUGAUGCCCUGGGGAUAACCAAAUCAACUACAAAAUCAAACCCACCUCGACUCCUGACUAGAUUGAUUCAACACCCCCCACAAAAGGCCUGGCAGAAGAAGAGAAUGCUCAUUUUCAUGCAUAAACUCUGCUUACCUCUCUACUAUCUAUAGACAAUAUCCAGCUUCUAGCCAAAAUUGAGAUACAGGACAAAGCAAGAAAAAAGGAAAAAAACAGUCAAGUCAAAAAGUCAGCAGUACCAGAAUCAGCUCUAGGUUUUACAUCCAGGUCUGUGGUCCAUUUUAAGUUAAUCCUUCUACAUGGUACAAGAUGGCAUCCGAGAGAGAGCACCGCUCCCUGGGGGUGUUCGAGUGCCACCUCUGUGCCUUGACAGCUCCGUACAGCUACCUGGGGCAGAAACCUCCUGACACGCAGUCUGUCAUCCUCCUGGAGGAAAGCUACGUCAUGAAGGAUCCCUUCACCUCUGACAAGGACAGGUUCCUGAUCCUGGGUUCGCGGUGCAGUUUAUGCAGCCGGCUGGUGUGUGUGGGCCCGGAAUGCAGUUUAUUCUACUCCAAGAGGUUCUGUCUCCCCUGCGUCCAGCAGAACAUUGAAGCUUUCCCUCAGGAAAUUCGGCAAGACCUGGCCAAAAGGAAAGCCGCCUCCAAGAUGCCCUCCGGCAAGCCCCGCCCCCAGACGUGAGGCGGCCGGGUGCCAGGUCAGCCAGUGGGGUGACCGUGACCGCGUCUUGGGGUGCUGCUUGCUGGAGCCACAGGGCCUGGCCUCGUAUCCAGGCAGCAGGGGCAGUGGCUGCAGCCCAGGGGAGCAGCGGAGGCCACUCGCAGCAGCCCCAGGCCGGGGACCUGGGCAGAGCAGGACCCGGAGGCAGACGCCAGGCCCAACCCCCAGCUGGGCGCCCAGGGCCUUCUCCCUGCUGGGGCCGUGGAGGGCAGUGGGCACCGGCUGGUGGGCCUGGAGUUGGAGGGGCUGGAGGGGCCGCCCAGGCCGGUGGUGGGCCCUGUCGCUCUCUCCCUUCCGGGGCUGGGGUCCGGCCUGUGCGAGGGCUCCGGCUCACCUCCUCCGUCUGUGGCACGGGCAGCAGGGCCCCUCGCUGUGCCAUAUCCCACGAGCUGGGCCGAGGGCUGCGAGACCCAACAGACACUGCAAUGAGCUCCUUUUUUUAAGGAAAAUCAUCAACAGUGGCCACUUUCUUGGAGUGAGAUCAGGAAGUCUGGAGAGGGGAUAGGAUUGUAUUUUAUAUCCUUGUGUAAUGCUUGAAAAACGCUGUUUUGUCUUGGCUAUAACUUAUUUCAAGACCAAAAAACGGGUUCAUUUUUUGAAAAGUAAUCUUUCACCUGAAACCUCUGUGAGCUCCAACCUUUCCCCUGACACGCAGGAGCUGGCAUUGGAUGCGUCUCGUGGGGAGCUGACCAUGGGGCUUCCAGUCUUUUCUGCUCCCUCAGGCUCUGGCUCCAGCCCCAGACCCGGCUGCAUUCCCCACCCACCCCCAGCCCCCCUCAGCUUCCCACACUCACGCCCUCGCCUCAGCCACUGUGCACCUUGCCCGCUUCCUCCCCAUGGACUGUGAAGUCCAGCGCCCACGGCCAUGGGAUGUUCCUGUGGCAGCCUUGCCCCCCGUGGCAGCCCCGUCCCCCAUGGCAGCCCCCGUCCCCCGUGGCAGCCCCUGACACCGUGGCAGCCUUGACCCCCGUGGCAGCCCGUCCCCCAUGGCAGCCCCUGUCCCCCGUGGCAGCCCCGUCCCCCUGUGGCAGCCCCGUCCCCCUGUGGCAGCCCCCGACCCCCGUGGCAGCCCCCGUCCCCCGUGGCAGCCCCGUCCCCCUGUGGCAACCCCGUCCCCCUGUUGCAGCCCCCGACCCCGUGGCACCCCUUUCACCUGGCAGCACCUUUGCCUCUUGUGGCCUCCAGUGGCCACUGGUGUCCCGAUUACCUGUGAACUCGCCUUAUGCCCAGUGGUUCGCAGUGGGCAGGACCCGCUGUCUUAUUUUAUAAUUACUGAAAGUCCAACUUUCAGUGUUUGAUGAAAGAAUGAAUAAAAAGCUUUUACUGACUGAUUUGUGCACUGGAUUUCAGUUUAAAUGUUUAAAAUGUAAUAAAAA